Messenger RNA from Bicyclus anynana (squinting bush brown), 1735 nucleotides. RefSeq names its product 5-methylcytosine rRNA methyltransferase nsun-4. The coding region runs from base 100 to 1644 and encodes 514 amino acids. Gene Ontology annotation, biological process: RNA methylation. Gene Ontology annotation, molecular function: methyltransferase activity. NCBI's taxonomy places the organism in Eukaryota, Metazoa, Arthropoda, Insecta, Lepidoptera, Nymphalidae. The record is from RefSeq and is a predicted model, not a curated record. The transcript has 10 exons.
GUCAAUAUAGACAGACGUCAGUCGUCAAAUACGAAAAGUCAAAACUCAAAAUAACCUAAAAAUUUAAAUAAAUUUUUAAAUUCAACAUAAAUAAUAACAAUGAUAACAAUUUCGAAUAUCUGGAGAGGUACGCCAAUAAAUGCUUAUUUAGUUUUACAAACAAGAUUUAAAUCCAAAACGCAUUGGGCGAAAUUAAAAAAGAAGUCUGGCCCAAAGUACAAAGCGUUAAGCCAUUUCGAUGAGUUCUACGGCUCCGUUUUCGGUAAACAAUGGGAGCCGUUGCGAGAGGCUCUAUUGCGUAGGUCCAAGUACGUAGCAGUGGUUAACAACUACGGCGACACGGAACAGACCAUGGAUUAUCUUUCUAACAGAGGGGCUCACUGUCUCAAAAAUCUAAUGUCAAUACAGAAAGAGUUUCACGAUAAAUAUAACCCACAACCAAAUGAAACACCACCAGAACAAAGUACAGAGAUAAACAAUUUUGAUAGUUACAUAGCCAAAUUGCAAAGUGAGGAAAUUUCCAAUAUUUACCGACAAGGAGAAAAUGUACCUGAGAAGUUAGAGUUAAGUGAUGAUAGAGUUUUAGGAAGUACUCCAAAAAAUGAAGACAAACAAGACCGCAAAUCAGCUCCCACUCUUAAUCAAGCAUUAGAAGAAGCUGAGUUGGAUCAUUCUAGAAUAAUUGAACCAUCAAUGGGCUUAUCCACUGAGGCUCUGUAUCAAUAUGUGCCUGCAACUAAAUUGAAGGGAUUAGAUGAAUGGGUGCCAGAAUCACUGCACUACUCCUUUAUGACUAACAGAGACAAAGACUUUCCAUUAGUGAUAGAGCCAGAGACACAGUUCACUUACCCGGAGCAUCUGAAGGUGAUGACGUAUGAGAUGAACAGUGAAUAUGACAGGUUUCCUGAGCCCAAGAGAUGUAGCACAGGAGUGUUCGACUACUACCCGAUGGACUGCGGCAGUGUAGUAUCGGUGCUGGCGCUAUGCCUGGCGCCCGGCGACCGCGUGCUGGACCUGUGCGCGGCGCCGGGGGGCAAAGCCCUAGUCGCGCUGCAGACGCUGCUGCCCGACGUGCUCGUCUGCAACGACGCCUCCAUCUCCAGAUCCAACAGGAUAGAAAGGAUAUUCCGCGACUACUUGAUGGACUACGAGACAGGCAACAAGUGGCAAGAGCGAGUGAUGAUCACGCGGCGUGAUGGCAGGGUCUUCACCGACGACCACGGGUUUGAUAAGGUGUUGGUAGACGUUCCAUGCACGACAGACAGACAUUCAGUGAUGGAAGACGAGAACAACAUCUUCCGAGCUGACCGGGUCAAGGAAAGGUUGAGGAUACCUGAACUACAGUCACAGUUACUGCUAAACGCCCUCCGAGUGGUGAGAGUCGGCGGGGCCGUAGUGUACUCCACGUGUUCGCUGAGCCCCGCACAGAACGACGGCGCAGUACACGCCGCGCUAAGGGCGGCCUUCCAGAGUCACGGGAUAGUGGCUGUUGUCAGGGAUAUGUCAGGGCCGUUCCACGCACUAAGCAGCACACUGAAGUUAGGAGCAGGGCUCGUCAAACCGAAGUACGGGCAGCUGAUAUUGCCUGACAUAGCUGCCAAUUAUGGGCCCGCCUACGUCGCCAGACUUGUUAGAAUUAAGUGAAUUCUAAUUAACAUUAAAAUAAGGUAAUUCUUUAAAAAUAAGAAUGUGUAAAUAAUAAUUAAGUUGUGUAAAAUAAACAUUUUUUUUCAAA